GGCUGCGCUGUCGCGAGGACGGACGAGGUGUAUUAUCGUACUCGUUGUUACUCCGGUCUCGCGAGGAUUUCGGUGACAGUUACGCUUUAUUCCGCCGAAUACGUGAGCAAGUCGAAUACGUCGUCGUUCGAUUAGAAGGAGGAAGUGAGAAAGAAAGAGAGAGAGAGACAGAGAGGAGCAGAUUUCUAUCUCGUUGACGCACAUCGCAAGAUGUUCUCCGGCCUGACGAAUCAGGUGUCCACCUGGAUAGGCAAGAAGCCCGAGAACGGCAGCGGAGAGCCGACACCCGAUAUGCCCAAACCCACCUCGCCGGAGGUCGAGACCAGCGCGGAUCUCGAGAAAAAGAACAAUACCAGUCCGAAAGGCAAUAAAUUGGAGAUGUUUGCCGGAGUAAAGAAUCAAAUGUCCGGCUGGUUGAGUGGCGGUAUACCCGGAUUAAGCCGCGGCGCCGGGGCUGCAGAAGGUGAGGCUCCACCGCCAACCGAAACAGAAGAGAGUCAGCCCGAAGAGAGUCAGGCUCCCGUCAGCGAGCAAGUCAAGGAUGACGACGCAAGCAGUGCGACCGGUGGAGCGGACAGCGGUCCCGCGAGUUUAGAGGGCACCCCAACUGACGACAAAAAUGGACAACAAGCUUUUGGCGCCGUUUCCACGAAGGCACUGGCUGGUGCGAAGAGCCUCGGUGGGUUUUUGUACAGCGCCGUGAACAAGGCCGGGAAGACCGUGGUGGAAGCCAGCGCGAAAAUCAAGAAGACCGUCGAAGAGAACAGGCUGAUUGCUGAACUCAAUAAGGAACAGGAGGCUUUCAUCGCCAGCAAGCAAACAGGCGAGAAGGGUGAGGCUGUUGCACCAUGGGUUGGUGCGCCAAAUGAGGACGCGCUGCGUGAGGAGUGCCUGUCCCUCUCGACUGAUCGACGUAAUUUCGUGAGAGCACCACCACCAGGCGUAGAAUUCGCUUGGGAUUUCGAAGCUGUUCAGCCAAUGGCACAGGCCACCCUUGCCCUGGAUCCGAAUCUUGAAGCUAUGAGGUUCGAGCUUGUCCCGAAAGUUAUAUCCGAGGAGAACUUCUGGCGCAACUACUUCUAUCGGGUGUCCUUGCUGCGUCAGGGUUACGAAUUGAACGCGAUGGCCAGCCAACAGCAAGCAGAAAGCAACCCCAAUCAAACGCUCGCCAGCACCGAUAGCAUCGAUCAUACUCAAGCCUAAAAGAAGAGGAGAGUGCCCCCCAAAUGCCAUUAUCCAAAGCACACCCCUCAGAGAUAUACAUGCUUCCCACUCUCGAAAACUGACAAUUUCAGUUCUUCAGCGAUACCGAAACUUCUUUUCGCAUCUCUUUCUCUCUCUCUCUCUCUCUCUCCCAUUCCUAUUUCCGUCUCUUUUCUUUCCUUCUUUCUCUAUUUUCUUCCGCCUUUAUUCCCCCGUUUCUGUUACGUUCGAUCGCGAAGCCACCUCCCUCCUUGACACGAACGUUUCCACGGGAUGAACAGCGUGUUCCUUCUUCGCGGAUAUUCCGUUUCCGAUCGUCGGCAGCCCACGCGAUUCCGUGCCAGUCGCAAGGAUCAGCCCUGUUAAAUGCGACGUCGAGCACGAAUCGACGAAGAAGUUUGUGUGGAAAGUGCGAGACGCCUCCUCUAUGAUUCCGGAACGAAAUGAACGCGCGUAAGAAGCAGCGAAGUCCGAUUUCAAAGCACUACGCGAUCAGAUCCGUCGUUGAAAACAUAAAUUUAAUUAGUGUAGUAGACAAAUUUUCACGUGAAGUAGCGUUUCAGGCUCUGCGUUGUUAGCGACUGUAGUGACCUUAGAGAAUACUCGAUUUAUAUAAAGAUCUCUCGAAUUUUACUUUCACGUAGAAGAGGGCUGGAAAUGUCUUGGAACGGACACUGAGGGCAUUUUUAUAUUUCCAAUUAAGGGUAUAUAUACCUUUUAACGACCGCUCGAAGAGACAAGCUGUGGCCGGGACAAGCGCAAUAUAUACUUUGGCGCGAUCCUUUUUAAGAGUGCAAGUGUCACGAUGCAUUGGGGAACGCUUAGUUUCCGGCACUCCGGCACUCCGGCGAGACAAGUUUGCAAUCAGCGCACGUUCGCCGUAACGCGUAUCGCAGCAAAGGGAUUAGGUAAACCAAGAGAAACAUACGUGUACAGCCGUACGUAAUCCUGCGUGAUUAUGACGUGGAUGUCGUUAACGUUAUUAUUACUGUCACACUGCGAGGUCGUUGCACCGAUUGUCAUUAAACGUUAAUACCCUGAAUCAGUAAUGAGCCCAGAAACGAGACAGUUCACGUUGCAAUCAACCGGAUGGUGAUAACGAAUUGAGAAUCGACGUGGGAAGCGAAACGCUGGCGAAACAGCGUCGGGGACAGGCGAAAAUUCGACGGAGAAAAAAAGGAUAUUAUUUUAAACGCAAGCGAUACUCGCAAUUUUACUUUGGAAAAUGUUAAAAGUGAUAUUUUUGUUUAUUUCGAAUAUUUCACAUCGAGUAGAUGUGAUUUGAAAUUUUUCCCCAGUCGAAGACACGCUGAGCUCGUCGAAUCGCGAGAAUCGAAUCAUGAAAAUGCAGAAAGGUGGAAAAGAG
Messenger RNA from Trachymyrmex septentrionalis, 2569 nucleotides. RefSeq names its product synapse-associated protein of 47 kDa (gene Sap47). The record is from RefSeq and is a predicted model, not a curated record. The transcript has 8 exons. Bases 211 to 1203 code for a protein of 330 amino acids. Lineage: Eukaryota; Metazoa; Arthropoda; Insecta; Hymenoptera; Formicidae. Gene Ontology annotation, cellular component: cytoplasm; synapse.